This is a messenger RNA of Yamadazyma jaroonii, 1311 nucleotides long. The record is from the annotation of a GenBank genome assembly. NCBI's taxonomy places the organism in Eukaryota, Fungi, Ascomycota, Pichiomycetes, Serinales, Debaryomycetaceae.
AUGAGUAUUAUAGAGUUGAAGGAACAAAUAGAGAGUCAAUUAAAUACCAGGAAAAUCAAUGAGUUGGAAAUUGAUAGACUUAAUAGAUUAAUUGCAUCGUCUAAUGGUGAUGACGAUACUUUGGUUUCAAUUUUGCCUUCAAUUAAUCUGUUUCUCAAUGAUGAGAAAUAUUAUGAGUUAGAUGAGAAUCUCAAGGUUAUUUCAUUGUAUGAGACAAUAUUGUCUAAAUUACCUAUAAAUAUCAUCUCGGCUUUAUAUCCCUUACAAGUUAUAACUACCAAUUUGGCUUAUAAGAAUCAAUUCUGUUUAUUGAUCUUAAAAUUGUUAACUUUGAAUUAUGAUAAAAUAGAUAUGGUGGAUAAUGGAUUGUUGUUCGAGAUUUUGAAGAUGUAUUUAGCUGACGACGAAUUAAAAAUUGAAAUUUGUAAUCAAAUUGAGAGAUUAUUUGAAAGAACCAUCAAUAUAGUCAAUUCUAAUGUACUCAAAGAGUUUCAAUCUCUUUUUGCUGAAGUGGAAUCCAACAAUAAUUCAACAUUGGUCGCAAGAUUACUAACUUUGAUCUUGAUAAAACCUUCAAUAUAUCCAUAUCAUUUCAAAGUCGAUCCUAAUGAUGAUGAUGUUCUUUUGAAUAUCUUGAAAAUUCAAUUUUUCACUGAUUUAAUAGGUAAGGUUGAUAUUAAUACCUUACCAAUUGAUCAGAUGAUUGAAUUAUUUUAUUUGAGAAUGGAAAACGAUAUUGUUGAUUCUUUUCUUAUUACCGAAGUCAACAAUUUCUUGAUAAAAUUAUCUUUUAAAAUGAAUGAAUUCAUUUUUUUGAAAUCAUCCGAUUUUUAUCUCGACAGACCAAGUGAUGUAUACUUGUUAUCGAAAUUUAACGCUUCCACAUUCCCUCCAGAAUUUAUUAAAUGGCUUUUGGAGUUCCCAUUAUCGAGUAAUAAGUACUUCACCAUACUUUUGAAUCUCGUCAAGUCAAAAAAAUGCUUUGACUUAUUGAAGUUCCAAUUACCCGAUACAAUAAAGACAUUAUCGUCGAAUGAUCACAUUUACCAAUUGCUAGUCAAUCUUUCAUUGUCAUCUUUUGGAAUAGAUUUCUUAAUUAAUUCUCCUUCCAUCAUGAACGACUAUGUUGUUAGCGAAACUCCUGUUUACAAUGAAGUUUUCACUUUGAAACUUUCUUUACUCGAUAAUUUACUCAAAUGCCCAGACUUGAGUAUUUGGGAAGAUAAAAUUAUCGAUGUUUACAAACUAAUGAAUAACGGAAGAAAUAUUAGAUCCCAACCUCAAGUUGAUGUGAUGGAUCAAGCAGCUUAA